Molecule: messenger RNA, 2611 nt
Organism: Gopherus flavomarginatus (Mexican gopher tortoise)
Lineage: Eukaryota; Metazoa; Chordata; Testudines; Testudinidae
Gene: VCAM1
Product: vascular cell adhesion molecule 1
Exons: 6
Coding region: 83-1423 (446 amino acids)
Biological process (GO): cell-cell adhesion
Cellular component (GO): membrane
Molecular function (GO): integrin binding
Source: RefSeq, a predicted model, not a curated record
GUGUUUCUUCAGAGAGAACAGAGAGCUGGGGUUUGGAGCUAGCUUUCUUUUCAUAAUAUAUCAAUUGCAAAAAUUUAGACAAAUGGGAAGAAUAAUUCCAUCACUGACAGUGCUUUUACUGGUGUUUAUGACUUUGAAAGCUUUUGAAAUUGAGAUUACACCUGAAUACAAUGUUGCUGCUCAGAUUGGAGAUACACUUGAGCUGACCUGUAGUACUAUUGGCUGUGAAUCCCCAAGUUUCUCUUGGAGAAGCCAGUUGGACAAGCCCCUAGAUGGGUCAGUGAACAGCAAGGGGAGCCGCUCCAUCUUAACUAUGGAUCCUGUUGGCUUUGGGAAUGACAAUGAGUAUCUCUGCAGUGCAUUUUGUGACCAUGUGAAAAAAGAAAAAAGCAUCAAGGUUGAUGUUUACUCUUUUCCCAGUGAUCCAGUCAUUGAGAUUAGCACACCCCUGAAUGUUGGGGAAAAAGCCAAUAUCACCUGUAUGGUUCCCAAAGUGUAUCCUUUUGAGCGUUUGAAGAUGCAGCUGGAGAAAGAUGGAUCUGUUCUUGGCAUGAAAGAGUUUUAUCAUGAAGAACACACCAAAACCACAGAGACAAAAUGUCUGACAUUGACUUUUAUCCCCACCUUUGAAGACACUGGGAAAGCAAUUACUUGUGUGGCUGAAUUACCGAUUGAUGAAAUGGAAUUUGAACCCAAGAAAAGACAGACUUCGCAGAGAUUGAGUGUAAACUAUGGACCAAGAAAUACGACAGUCUCUGUCACUCCCUCCACCACAGUGAAAGAAGGGGGAGCUGUGACAAUGACAUGUACCAGCUAUGGUAAUCCAGCUCCAAAGAUCUUCUGGACAAAGCAUUUGAUCAGUGGAGUGUCACAGUUUCUUUCUGAAAAUGCAACUUUAACUAUAAAUAGUGUAAAGGCUGAAGACUUGGGGCUUUAUGAGUGUGAAGGAGUUAACCAGUUUGGAAGAGAGAAAAAAACUGUGGACUUAAUUGUUCAAGUUCCUCCCCAGAAUACUCCAGAGUUAAUAUCUCCAUCAGACAAUGUUGAUGAAGGGGAAAAUAUCACUAUUAUGAGUACAACUUCUAGUAAUUCACCUCCACAGACAGUCCCGCAAAAGAUCCAUCCGAGCAGUACAACCAUCCUCUCGUCACAGAAUGACACCUCUACACUCAAUAGAGUCAUCAAAAAUUACACAGGCAUAUACCUGGCUGCUUACAAUGAGACUGGAAAUAACACUGAUGUGAUUGAGAUAACUGUUGUAGAAAUCGUGGAAGAAAGAGAUUAUGUGAUUCCUCUGAUUGUUGUGCUCUCUUGUUUAUCACCAAUGGCAAUCCCUGUGCUUGCAAUAUUGGUUUAUAUGUCAAGGAAAGCAAAGAUAAAUGGAUCUUACAGUCCUGUAAAUGCACCAAAACCAAAUGUUUAAGCAAGUGACUAACCUUCUUCAUUCCAUGACAUUAUAUGACAUGCAAUAUUAUAUGACUUUUUGUAACAUUGUCAUGAAAAACAUGAAAAAAUGGUCUGUUCCAUGAUAAAUACGACAGCCUUUACAUUAAAGGAACAAAUAAGACACUGCCUUAGAAAUAGGUGAAUUGCUUCCCUAUUGAAGCAUGCUCAACAAGAAGAGUUCUUUGAAGUGCUAAGUUUGUAGAUAGUAUCCCAUGUCUUGUAUAUAUGUAUUAUAAACACAUUCAAGUGAACACCAGUUUGGAAAUUCCAAUAUCCUAUUGCAGCAGUACAUAGAAAUGUUGUUUCCUGAGAUAUAAAUCAACACUAUUUGAACCGAUUAGACUAUUUUUGGCAUUAUUUAAUAGUGAGUGUUUUAAAUAUAAUUGGUGUAAAUGUUUGUUGGUGGUACUUUCCUACUGCAUGUAAUGUGUUCCAGGUCCUCCUCUGAUUUAUGCCAACAUAACUCCAUUGUCUCCAGUAAAACUACAUGGUAUAAAUGAGAAGAGAAUUUGGCCUUUUGUUUCUAAUGAAUUGUCUCAAAUGUAAAUCCUUCAGAGUCAAUUAAAAACUUUUUAACUUUUGUUUAAUAAAUGUGCCAAAGCUUUUGAUACGCAUGUAACAGUUAUAAAUGUAAUUCAGCAAGUAUCUGUUUGGGGUUAAGGUAUAAUCUACUGUAGCAUGUGAGAUGUACAAUGGUAUGGUAUUUAUUUGGGGUCUUGUCACUUUAAAGUAUAUAACAAGAUUUUCGUUGACUUCACUGUGAGCAGGCCCAUAAUUUAGAAGUUAACUCUAAACAGACAUUUUUUAUAGACUUUCACACUAAAAUAAAUCCACCUUUGGGUAUUGCUGUUAAUCAUAAAUGGUAACAAGGCUCCAAUACACAUAUUCAACUUUUAUUGAAUAGACAAAGAAUUUGUUAGACUCAUCGUAAAAAAAUUGACAACAUAUUUAGAUGAAGUUUCUAAAUAUUUCACUGUCUCCUAUUCUUGGUACUGUAUUUUUGUUCAUAGAAAUGUUUAUUCAGUUGAAAUUCCCAACCAGUGCCCAUGUAAUAGUGAAAUGGAACAUGUAUGUUUGCUAUAUUCCCACUUGUUAAUUCUUAUUUCUUUGAAAAGCAUAAUGGUCAAAACGCUGAAACUAGGUGGUGUAUUUAUUUGUUUUGCUU